ACCAGGCCCCUCAGCCGGAGCCACUAUAAAGGGUCGCCAACACGGAUUCUGCGCAGUUUCCUCUCCGUUGGCUGUUCGGACUGACAUAGCAGACAGGCAUGUCUCACGCGUGGGGUUACGGUCCAUCUGACGGACCUGAAACCUGGGCAGAAAACUUUCCUCUAGCUAGUGGGCCCAGACAGUCUCCCAUCAACAUCGUCCCCAAGGAGGCCCAGUUUGACCCCUCUCUGAAGCCCCUGAAAAUCAGGUACGACGCCAGAGACGCUAAGGGCAUCCUCAACAAUGGACAUUCCUUCCAGGUGGACUUUGUGGAUGACACCGACAGCUCCACUCUGACAGGAGGUCCCAUCUCUGGAACCUAUCGUUUGAAGCAGUUUCAUUUCCACUGGGGAGCCAGUGAUGAAAGGGGCUCAGAGCACACCAUCAAUGGCAUCACGUUUCCUUGUGAGCUUCACCUGGUGCACUGGAACACCAAAUAUGCCAGCUUUGGAGAGGCUGCAGACAAGCCUGAUGGCCUGGCUGUGGUGGGGGUCUUUCUUAAGAUCGGUGCUGCCAAUCCCAAGCUCCAGAAGGUUCUGGACGCACUGGAUGCUAUCAAGACCAAGGGAAAGCAGAACGUCUUUGCCAACUUUGACCCAAAGACUCUUCUUCCGGGUUCACUGGACUAUUGGACUUACGACGGCUCUUUGACAACCCCGCCCCUCUUGGAGAGUGUCACCUGGAUUGUUCUUAAAGAGCAAAUCAGCGUCAGCCCUGCUCAGAUGGCUAAGUUCCGCAGCCUCCUCUUCACUGGGGACGGAGAACCUCUGUGCAACAUGGUGGACAACUUCAGACCUCCUCAGCUCCUCAAGGGUCGUCGGGUCCGGGCUUCCUUUAAAUAAACACGCCUUCCUUCAAGUUUC
Molecule: messenger RNA, 902 nt
Organism: Oryzias latipes (Japanese medaka)
Lineage: Eukaryota; Metazoa; Chordata; Actinopteri; Beloniformes; Adrianichthyidae
Gene: cahz
Product: carbonic anhydrase
Biological process (GO): carbon dioxide transport; regulation of pH
Cellular component (GO): cytoplasm
Molecular function (GO): carbonate dehydratase activity; zinc ion binding
Source: RefSeq, a predicted model, not a curated record